Xenopus tropicalis (tropical clawed frog) is the source of this 1793-nucleotide messenger RNA. It is a transcript of the gene pigv, whose product is annotated as phosphatidylinositol glycan anchor biosynthesis class V. The transcript is spliced from 4 exons. Gene Ontology annotation, cellular component: endoplasmic reticulum membrane. The record is from RefSeq and is a predicted model, not a curated record. Bases 173 to 1594 code for a protein of 473 amino acids. Gene Ontology annotation, biological process: GPI anchor biosynthetic process. Gene Ontology annotation, molecular function: GPI mannosyltransferase activity; alpha-1,6-mannosyltransferase activity. NCBI's taxonomy places the organism in Eukaryota, Metazoa, Chordata, Amphibia, Anura, Pipidae.
UGGUGGGAGAUGUAGUCCUGCUUGGAGUCCUGACUCGCCGAUAAGCUUCUGCUCUCUCCCACAUCUCUCUAACAUAUGGGCGGAGUUACAAGAAGUAGCUUGCAACGGGAAGCUGCGCAGAACUGUAAAACAGGAGACAAGGUUGGGUACUAGUUAAUGUCUUGGAGCAGCUAUGAAAUGUGGGCUAUCAAAGGAUCCAUUCCUGCAAGAGAUACUACGUUUUUCCCUGUGUUGCCGUGGAGCGACACUUGCAAUGCAGGUUGUGUUCAACCUCCUUAUCCCAGACCACAUUGCUGAUGCCUUCUCGCCGCCACGAGCCCCACCUUCAGGUUAUGGAGACCAAUUUACAGAAUUGCUACUGGGGGGUCUUGGACGAUGGGAUGCAGAGCAUUUUCUCUUCAUAGCAGAGCAUGGCUAUGUUUUUGAGCAUAAUAUGGCUUUCUUUCCAUUGUUCCCACUCACCCUAGCAGGUUUAGCCCAUGGUUUGCUGUGGCCUCUGGGAUUCAUGCUUUCCCUGCGCAGCAGACUACUUUUGUCUGCCACUCUUCUGAAUACUGCCUGCUUUGUAUUGGCAGCAAUUGUUUUGUACCGACUAGGUUGUGUGGCCCUUCAAUCACGCCGCUCUGCAUUCCUGGCUGCCCUUCUUUUCUGUAUGAGCCCAGCUUCUAUCUUUAUGACUGCAGCAUAUUCAGAGAGUCUGUUUGCAAUGGCCACCUUUGCUGGACUUUGGCAAUUAGAGAAGUGUAGAACUUUCCGAGGUUGCUCUCUGUUUUUACUUGCCACUGCUGCUCGUGCCAAUGGACUAGUCAAUGCUGGUUUCUUGCUGUACUUUGGGGCCCAAUCAGUCGUACAAGGGACAAUGAGUUGUAGAAGAAUAUCUAAAAUUUUGUUAGCAACCGCUGUAAUAAUGCUACCUUUUGCUUUAUUCCAGCAUUAUAGUUUCCACCAUUUCUGCUUGGUAUCUGCAAUAGAUGAAAAAGUGUCCCCAGAGCUGAUGCAGCUUGCGAUAGAAAAGAGUUACCGUGUUCGUGGCCCACCAGUCCCAGCAUGGUGUGCUGCCAGCCUACCAUUGGCUUAUUCAAACAUACAAAGUGAUUACUGGGGUGUCGGACUUCUUCGCUAUUUUCAACUGCGUCAGCUGCCAAACUUUCUUUUGGCGUUACCAGUAAUCUUGCUAGGUACUCGGGCAAUAUGGGAGUAUGGUUGUGCCAAUGUAAAUCUAUGCCUGACUCUGGGGCUCUGGGAAAAGCGGCAAAAGUCUUCCAGUGGAUAUUAUGGACCUCGGAUAUUUGUUUAUGUGGCGCAUCUUACUGCUCUAAUGAUGUUUGGAGUCUUCUGUAUGCAUGUACAGGUUAUCACUCGCUUUCUCUUUUCUUCCUCUCCUGUGCUUUUCUGGUUCUGUUCUCUCCGCCUUCAGCAGAAUGAACCAUGGAUGUGGGGAUCUGAGACAGGCAUGUCAGCUUCCAACCCAGCAAUUCGAUUGCUCCAUUCCUGGACGUCACUUCAGCGCCCCACUCGUUCUUUGCUGGGAUAUUUCUUGGGUUACUGGGUACUUGGCUCCGCUCUGCACGUCAAUUUCCUUCCAUGGACCUAGCAGAGAAUAUAGUGGUUGAGAAAAUUAAAGGGAAUGUUUACUGAAAAUGUAUCUUAAUUUUUUAUUUUUAUAUAAAAGUUUUCAAUAUCUUACUUUGUGUUUUUUUUUUUUUAAUCUUGCAAUUUCCUUACAGUAUGUCAUCUUGUUAUGGUAACUGGAUGUGUGAACAGUUGUUAUAGGGAUUAAAAAGUUACUUUGA